Messenger RNA from Ipomoea triloba (trilobed morning glory), 547 nucleotides. RefSeq names its product 10 kDa chaperonin, mitochondrial-like. The record is from RefSeq and is a predicted model, not a curated record. Bases 77 to 376 code for a protein of 99 amino acids. Gene Ontology annotation, cellular component: mitochondrial matrix. The transcript has 3 exons. Gene Ontology annotation, molecular function: protein-folding chaperone binding; protein folding chaperone; ATP binding. NCBI's taxonomy places the organism in Eukaryota, Viridiplantae, Streptophyta, Magnoliopsida, Solanales, Convolvulaceae.
CUGCUACCUCUAGCAUAUCUGAUAUAUCUGUUCGUUCCUCGGAUUGCAACCACAGAUCGAAAAUCUCUCUUUGCAAAUGUCGUGGAAACGCCUUGUCCCGACUCUCAACAGAGUCUUGGUUGAGAAAAUCAACGCUCCGGCCAAGACCACCAGCGGGAUCCUUCUGCCGGAGAAAUCCUCCCAGCUUAACUCCGGGAAAGUUGUCGCGGUCGGGCCUGGUCUCCGUGAUAAGUCUGGGAAUGUUGUGCCGGUAGCCCUCAAGGAAGGUGAUAAUGUUCUCUUGCCUGAUUAUGGUGGUACACAAGUCAAAUUGGAUGAUAAAGAGUACCAUUUGUUUAGGGAUGAAGAUAUUUUGGGUGUUCUGCAUGACAAAUGAGCAACUUUAGUGUUUCAAACUGUUUUCAAUUUUAACCAUUUUGGUAAUGGAAUUGUUGUUUAAAUUAUCAUCAUUACUGAAUAAUAUUUUACUUAACCUUUGUGUACUUGAUCCACAUUGUAAGACAUUUGAUAUUUGAGUUAAUGGCUCUAAUUUCUUGGCAAAAAUCCA